Molecule: messenger RNA, 276 nt
Organism: Aspergillus fumigatus Af293
Lineage: Eukaryota; Fungi; Ascomycota; Eurotiomycetes; Eurotiales; Aspergillaceae
Exons: 1
Coding region: 1-276 (91 amino acids)
Source: RefSeq, a predicted model, not a curated record
AUGUUCUACUCCGGAGGUCUUCAGGAAGGAAUCUCCCUUGCUGUCACAGAGAGGAAAGCUGUGGUCUGCUUCGUUCGAGGUCUGUCUGUCAUUCCCCGCACGAUUACAUAUGAUGCUACUAUCACUCAGAGUCGCAUGCUGAUUGACGGGGAGAGUGUAGAUGACGAAGAGAAUAGUAAUAUAUGGGAGGAGGAAUAUUUCAAGGAUGACGAGGUAAAUCCCUCGAUGAUGGCGAUCGCUGUUGUAUGGCUUCUUACCCCAAUGCCAUCUACCUAG